Molecule: messenger RNA, 2576 nt
Organism: Melozone crissalis (California towhee)
Lineage: Eukaryota; Metazoa; Chordata; Aves; Passeriformes; Passerellidae
Gene: OSGIN1
Product: oxidative stress induced growth inhibitor 1
Exons: 6
Coding region: 107-1606 (499 amino acids)
Source: RefSeq, a predicted model, not a curated record
UUCCAGGCUUGUAGUUUGGUUGGCUCUCCUGAGUGUACAGUCACUCUCACAAAGAUCCCACCUCUCAUCAGACCUGCUGCUAAAGCAGGUGGAUUCCAGAGCAUAAAUGCUUCCAGAUGGGAAGAUGUGUCCAUUAGUGACCAGGCCUUCAAACAGGAGUGGGCUCAAGACAAUUCCUGUUGUGAUCAUAGGGAAUGGACCUUCAGGAAUCUGUCUCUCAUAUUUGCUGUCAGGUUACACCCCUUAUUUCAAAAGACAUGCUCUUCAUCCUCAUCCUAUUCUUCAGAGAAAACUGGAAGAGGCACCAGAAGUCUCUGUUUUGGACCAGGAUCUGGAGUAUCUGUCUGAAGGCUUGGAGGGACGAUCCCACAGCCCCGUGGCUCUCCUGUUUGACACCCUGCAGCGGCCAGACACCGACUUUGAUGGGACAGCAGAAUCUGUGCUCAGCUGGUGGCAUGAGCCUGACAGAGCCAUCCCCCACCUGGUCCUGGGCAGAAACGCUCCUGGAGGGGCCUGGCAUUCUAUAGAGGGCUCUAUGUUUACCCUGAGCAAAGGGGAAUGGAUGGGACUCCCAGAUCUCCCUUUCAAAGAAUGGUUAAAGCAAAAGAAAAGAGGCCUCAAAAACAAUAGAGCCACAGCAGAGGACAUUGCUCAAUAUUACCAACACUAUGUGGUGAAGAAAGGACUGCAGAAGAAUUUCAGAUGUGGCACUGUUGUGACCUCUGUGAGGAAAGUGAGUGCAGAGAGCAUCUCCAACCACACCCAGAAAGAUCUGCAGGAGGAUAGUGACUCAGUCUGGAGCUCUAAUGAAAAGAGUGCAGAGGUCUUUCAGGUGGAUGGAUUUUUCAAAACUAUGGAAGGUGAUAAAGAGCUCUUCUCCAUCUGUGCAGAAAAUGUGGUCCUGGCUACAGGAACAUAUGACAAUCCUACCUGGCUUGGGGUCAAGGGAGAAAACCUUUCCUAUGUCCACCACCAGCUGUCUGCCCUUGAAGAAGCAGUGAAGAAUAACAGUGUUGGCAUCAUGACAGAUCCAGUCUUGAUUGUAGGUGCUGGUCUGACAGCUGCUGAUGCCAUUCUCUUUGCUCACCAUUGCAAUAUUCCAGUAAUCCACGUUUUUCGGAGACGAGUCACUGAUCCUGGCCUUAUUUUUAACCAGCUCCCCAAAACAAUGUACCCUGAAUACCACAAGGUCCACCAGAUGAUGAAAGAACAGACAGCUGCCUGUGCUGGGCCCUAUGAGCACUACAUCAGCCUCCCUGAACAUCACGUGCUCUCCUUUGGCAAGGACAAGAAAUGCAUCUUUCAAGACAAGAACGGCUGUCAGAAAGCUUAUAAAAUUUCCAUGGCUCUUGUUCUAACUGGCUCAAACCCCAACCUCUCCUUUCUGCCAAAUAAUGGCACUGACUUGGCCCUGGACAGCGAGCAGCCAGUGAAUCCCAAGAGGAAUCCCAUAGAUGUUGAUCCCUUCACCUAUGAAUGCGCUCAGGAGAAAGGGCUCUAUGCCCUGGGGCCUCUGGCAGGAGAUAACUUUGUGCGCUUUGUGCAGGGAGGGGCUCUGGCUGCUGCCAGCUCUCUGCUAAAGAAAGCCAACAAAAAUCCCCCCUAACAAAAAUCCCCAUCCCUGUUCUACCUCUGCGAGGGUGGGUUAGUGCUCCUUCCAUCAAAUCAUCUGAUCUGGGUGUCCUCAAUUCUAAAGGCCAUUCCUGGUAUUCUUCAAGGUUAUAUGGAGAGUUAGUAAGUUCCUGCUGAGUUAUUUGAGAUGAUUAAGUGACCAAAUACAGGGUGGGUUCCACACACAGCAGUAUUUUCAGUUCCUGGGAAUUCAGCUCCUUUUCUGCAUACCUGUGCAUGGUUACUGGGACUGAAGCUCGUGCCUGGAAAAGCAAGGGCAAGACAGGAAUUGCUCUUCUAUCUAAAACCCUCCAGGUGACCAAAAACUUGGAUUGAGGAAUCAAUGUUAAUCAUUUUCAGAUAGCAGGCCCACAACACUGUGUCUGUUGCUGUCUUACAGUGUUUUAUCAUGAAACAAAGUAAACUGACCUGGUUUUAUGUGCUCCUGUGGUUUGGCUGUAUGUCCUUGCUAGGCCAGAAAUCACUGCCAGGUGCUGCAGGUACCUCUGGCACAUGGGGAGUACUCUGCCAGUAAAAACUGACAUACAAGCACUCAAAACUGGAUUGUCUCACUGACACCAGCAACACGGAAUAUAUGGUUCUUUUAACAAAUCAAGAGAUUCCUGUGAUGGGUUCUUCUCCUUCCUGAGAAGAAAUGGUAUUGAUUUGCAGAUAAUUGGUUUGCCAUCUUGCAGCUUCCUUCUUUCUGAAUCCUAAACCUGUGGUAGCCAAACUCUUGGCAGCUGCUGUAGAGACAGGCAGAACUAAAGGGGAGCUGCAGGUCCAUCCUGGAGUGCCCACAUACUGUAUGGGGCUCCUGCUGCAUGGAGGACUCUGGAAAGGUGCAAUAUGUUAUAUACUGGGUGAAUUACUAAUGUAUUGUGUUUUUUAAAAAAAUAUUAUUUGUAUAAGAGGGGAAAUGGCACAGUCACUUUUUGGUAGCUUUAUGCUAUAUAUAUAUAUAU